Messenger RNA from Hippopotamus amphibius kiboko, 1497 nucleotides. It is a transcript of the gene TMEM163, whose product is annotated as transmembrane protein 163. The record is from RefSeq and is a predicted model, not a curated record. Gene Ontology annotation, molecular function: zinc ion binding. The coding region runs from base 94 to 963 and encodes 289 amino acids. Gene Ontology annotation, cellular component: synaptic vesicle membrane. The transcript has 8 exons. NCBI's taxonomy places the organism in Eukaryota, Metazoa, Chordata, Mammalia, Artiodactyla, Hippopotamidae.
UCCCUCCGCGCGCUCCCAGCCGCGGCGCCUCGCACUUCUGACUCGAGUCCCCGCCGCGCUCGUCGUCGCCGCCGGGACCCGCCGCCCCGCGCCAUGCAGCCGGCCGCGGGCAGCGAGCGCCGCAGCCCGGCGGGCCCCGCCGUCCCGCCGCCGCCCCGGGGCCACGCGCCCUUGGCUGCCGCUCCCGGCCCGGGCCCGCUGAGCUCCCCCGCGCGCGAGCCGCCGCAGCCCGAGGAGGAGCGCCAGCUGCGGAUCAGCGAGAGCCGCCAGUUCGGCGACGGGCUGGAGGAUCGAGGCUUGCUAGAAAGCAGCACUCGGCUAAAGCCCCACGAAGCCCAGAACUACAGAAAGAAGGCAUUGUGGGUCUCCUGGUUCUCCAUUAUUGUCACACUGGCCCUGGCGGUGGCUGCCUUUACUGUCUCCGUUAUGAGGUACAGCGCCUCUGCUUUUGGGUUUGCAUUCGAUGCCAUCCUCGACGUCCUGUCAUCGGCGAUCGUCCUGUGGCGUUACAGCAACGCGGCCGCUGUACACUCUGCCCACAGGGAGUACAUAGCCUGUGUCAUCUUGGGGGUAAUAUUCCUUCUGUCAUCCGUAUGUAUAGUGGUCAAAGCCAUCCACGACCUCUCGACUAAGCUGCUUCCGGAAGUGGAUGAUUUCCUGUUCAGCGUCUCCAUUUUAAGUGGAAUCCUGUGCAGCAUCCUGGCUGUGCUGAAGUUUAUGCUGGGGAAGGUUCUGACCAGCAGAGCACUGAUAACAGAUGGGUUUAACUCCCUCGUGGGGGGCGUGAUGGGCUUCUCCAUCCUCCUGAGCGCCGAGGUGUUCAAGCACAACUCGGCCGUCUGGUACCUGGACGGCAGCAUCGGCGUCCUCAUCGGCCUCACCAUCUUCGCCUACGGGGUCAAGCUCCUCAUCGACAUGGUGCCCAGGGUGCGGCAGACCCGCCACUACGAGAUGUUUGAGUGAAGGUGGCCGGAGCCGGCCGCCCCCCAUCUGCAUGACUGUCAGGACUACAAGAGGUUUCGAUGCAGGCAGACGGUGCCGACAUGUAACUGAACAUCAAAUUUCUUUUCUGGAAAGUUUGUGCUCACGGGAACGAGAUCUACCCAGCAGGUCGGAUUGCACUGGUCCCCUCCCUCCACUGCCCCGGCCAGACACCGUAGGACCACAAGCACUGUCUCCAGCGGGAACUGACCUUUUCCAUCUUCUGCAGUAAAAAGGUUCGUGUGGGGAGGGUACGAUCUCUGCUUGGCAGAACGUCCUUCUGUGGUGCUCCCAGCCUGAAAUGGAUAUCAGCUCACCAGACCCACCUCCUCGAGACUCCACAUGGGCCCAGAAUCUCCUGGCAGACUUUAAGAGAAGGCUGUAUCCUUUGGUUCCCUCACCCCUUUCCGUACCCAGAACCAUGAAUGUGUAUCACUUCCUAAUUUCUAUCCAUGUAUCUCAUUCGUUUCAUACUGUUUUACUAAUCCUCAAUCUGAACACCAAAUGUGUUCUAAA